AUGCCGGGUUUGAUUGAGACACGGGACCAGGAGGAGCUGCAUUUGCUUACAGAGUCCUAUGAAGGGCCCUCGGCACGCGGCAUGGUGAGGGACAAGCAGGUGCUGCCGAAGAGCAGGAAGGUGGCGUACUAUGUCGUGGCGCUGGGCAUGUUGAUCCUGGUGGUAGUAUGCCUUCGGGUUUGGACGAUUCCUGCAGACUUGCGAGCGCAGAUGCAAUCGCCACCCGAGCAGAAGUAUGCAAUUCCUCCAGUCCCCAACAAAGUGAACGAUCACAAUGGCGUCGAGUGGCCUCCGAUGUUCGUGCAUGGAAGCGAGACGAUGCACUUCUUUAUCAUAGGCGACUGGGGUGGACUUGAUGGAUUCAUCGACCCUCCAGUUGGCGGAAAGAUGGUGAUGUACGAUGGCGGCAAUUUGCCUGGGCCGCAUGUCUUUGCCCACCGACCCUCCGGCUGCACCGAUGGUCAGAUGUCGCUCUGCUUCAACAGCCAUGGUGCACCCGGCACCUGCAUUCCCAGUUGUGGCUACAACGAAUCUGUCGACCGCGAGCCCCAGUACUUAGUGGCCAAUCAGAUGAAGCGGCACGCGGCAAAGACCCCUCCGAAGUUCAUUCUCAAUGUCCCAGCCUCAGAACGCAUCCCAUUCUUGCUGGUCGUGCCAGUUCCUACCGUUCAAUGA
Symbiodinium necroappetens is the source of this 675-nucleotide messenger RNA. The record is from the annotation of a GenBank genome assembly. Lineage: Eukaryota; Dinophyceae; Suessiales; Symbiodiniaceae.